CGUCACCACUGCCAGAUUGCUAAGCAUGGCAUGAUAUAAAGACCCAACCUUGGCCUCAAUUGUGCCCGCAGCACCAUCUCGUCUUCAAUUGCACCCGCUUCUCAAUUGCAUUCCCCAGACGCCCGCCUACCCCGCCAUCACCACUGUAAACAUGGCGAACCCCCACCAUGGCGUUACAGCUGCGGUUGAAGAAGAGGACCACAUCACCAACCGUGCAGCUGCUGGGAUUUCCUACUUCACGCCUGCACAGCUCCCACCAGCUGGUACCGCUCUGCACAUGAAGGAUGAGGGAAAGCCAAUUCCCAAACUCUUCACGCCAUUGAAGAUUCGGGGCCUUACUCUGCAGAAUCGCAUUAUGCUGUCCCCCCUCUGCCAAUACUCCGCCCAAGACGGCCACCACACAGCCUGGCAUCUGACCCACCUUGGGGGAAUCAUCCAGCGCGGCCCCGGGAUCGCCUUCGUCGAAGCCACCGCCGUAGUCCCCGAGGGCCGCAUCACACCUGAAGACAGCGGACUAUGGAAAGACUCCCAGAUCGAGCCGCUGAAGAAGAUCACCGAGUUCGCGCAUAGCCAGGGCCAGAAAAUCGGCAUCCAACUCGGCCAUGCCGGACGCAAAGCCAGCACCGUCGCUCCAUGGCUCUCAGCCGGCGACGUCGCGCCCGUCAAACUCAACGGCUGGCCCGACAACGUCUACGGCCCCAGCGCAAUCCCCUACAACCCCAAACACGCCAUGCCCAAAGAAAUGACCCUCGCCGACAUCUCCACCUUCAAAGCCGCCUUCAAAGCCGCCGUCGAGCGCGCCCUCGUCGCCGGCUUCGACGCCAUCGAGAUCCACAACGCCCACGGCUACCUGCUGCACACCUUCCUCUCGCCCGCCUCGAACCACCGCACGGACCAGUACGGCGGCAGCUUCGAGAACCGCACGCGCCUGACACUCGAGAUCGUCGAUAUCGCGCGCGCGACGAUCCCGGACACCAUGCCGCUGUUCUUGAGGAUUAGCGCGACGGAUUGGCUCGAGGAGACGGAUGUGGAGGGCUGGACGGUCCCGCAGACGGUGAGGCUGGCCGAGAUCCUGGCUGAGCGCGGGGUCGAUCUGCUAGAUACUAGUUCGGGGGGGUUGCAUGAGAAGCAGCAGAUCAAGGGGGGCCCGGGGUAUCAAGUGCCGUUCGCGAAAGCGGUGAAGGAGAAGGUUGGGGAUAAGCUGCUGGUAGGGGCUGUGGGGACGAUCACUGAGGGAACGCAGGCGGAGAAGAUACUCGUGGAAAAUGAUCUGGAUCUGGCGACUGCGGGGCGCAUGUUCCAGAAGAAUCCCGGGUUGGUGUGGGCGUGGGCGGAUGAUUUGGGGGUCGUUUGUCAGUGGGCGAAUCAGAUUCGCUGGGGGUUUGGGGGGAGGGGGCAGAAGAGUGGGAAAUAG
Mytilinidion resinicola is the source of this 1414-nucleotide messenger RNA. RefSeq names its product FMN-linked oxidoreductase. Lineage: Eukaryota; Fungi; Ascomycota; Dothideomycetes; Mytilinidiales; Mytilinidiaceae. The coding region runs from base 152 to 1414 and encodes 420 amino acids. The transcript has 4 exons. Gene Ontology annotation, molecular function: FMN binding; NADP binding; NADPH dehydrogenase activity. Gene Ontology annotation, cellular component: intracellular anatomical structure. The record is from RefSeq and is a predicted model, not a curated record.